Cucurbitaria berberidis CBS 394.84 is the source of this 939-nucleotide messenger RNA. Its product is annotated as kinase-like protein. The coding region runs from base 139 to 939 and encodes 266 amino acids. NCBI's taxonomy places the organism in Eukaryota, Fungi, Ascomycota, Dothideomycetes, Pleosporales, Cucurbitariaceae. The record is from RefSeq and is a predicted model, not a curated record. The transcript is spliced from 2 exons.
CAUUCCUAAUCUAUGUAUCAGAAAAUGUGAUACAGUAGAACAAUCACAUGACUAGCAAAUAGUCCAUUCCCUCGACCGCAAACCGCCACGCCUUAGAAGAAAAACCCACGCGCUCUCUGCUUACCGCGCAAUUGCAGGAUGGCAUCCUCAUACAUUCCACCUGCAUACAACAUUGAAUCUCAACACAACGGCACCGCACAUCUCGCCAUCAAGAACACCUUUGUUCGCCGUUUCUUAACGCGACUAGCGUUGCAUACUGUGGCGAAAUUCCAUUCGUGGGAUGGCCUUUGCGUCCCGAUCUCGAAACACAUAAUUGUUAAGACUGGGCGUCGAGUUCACCUCACGGAAGCAUACAUUGUUAUGGAGAGGAUCCAAGGUGAAGAACUACCAAUCGCCUGGAAAAGCAUGUCCGAAGAAUCAGUCGAGGGUAUUUUCGGGCAGCUCAAAAAGAUCUUUCAGGAGUUGCGCUCGCUGACACCUCCACCGGGUACGGGCGUGGAAAGCUGUGUCGGGGGAUCCUUGUAUGACUCUCGCAUACCUCGUGGAAACCCGCGUUUUGGUCCGUUUAAGACAAUUCAAGCAUUUCACUUCUGGCUGAGACGAGAUUUGAAACCUGAGGAUCUAAAAGAUCGGGAAAAAGACCAAGAUUGGCACGACCUCCAGGACAUGAUGAGCAAGCAGGAUGGGCCAUGGCCUCCACCAGUGUUUACACAUGGCGAUUUAAAUCCCUUCAAUAUUCUUGUUUGUGGGGGUAAGGUGGUUGGAAUAAUUGACUGGGAGUUCUCGGGAUGGUAUCCGCAUUAUUGGGAAUAUACAUCAGCCUGGUAUGGCAAUGUAACAAGAACGGAAUGGCAGGGCAUGAUCAUUAAGCUUCUUAAUCGACCAUGUCCUGAAGAGAUCAAGAUGGAAGAAGUUCGCAAUAAAUGGUGGGGUGAGUAA